Molecule: messenger RNA, 2580 nt
Organism: Diabrotica virgifera virgifera (western corn rootworm)
Lineage: Eukaryota; Metazoa; Arthropoda; Insecta; Coleoptera; Chrysomelidae
Product: sialin-like
Exons: 8
Coding region: 136-1572 (478 amino acids)
Biological process (GO): monoatomic anion transport; transmembrane transport
Cellular component (GO): plasma membrane
Molecular function (GO): transmembrane transporter activity
Source: RefSeq, a predicted model, not a curated record
AAUAUGCGAAAUGAAUUUAAAAAAUAUAGAUACUUCGGUAUAGAGCGUAUGCAGUUUGCAUGCUUGAAUGUGCUUUGAAGAAAUUAGGGGUAAUAUCUGUGUUUGUAAUAAACGUUUAAAGAUAAUUAAUCUAUUAUGGUUAAUGUUCAACUCCCUUUAAAAUCAAAAAUUCCAAUUAGGUUUUGGAUAGCAUGUAUGGUAUUCCUAACAACAUUUACCUGCUACACCACCAGGGUAAAUUUGUCAGUAAGCAUAGUGUCAAUGACCAAAGGAAAAACCAAAGGAAUACCCUAUUGCAAACUAAAAGAAGGUACAGGAAAUGGCGGGAAUGAAUCACAUGAAUUACCUGAUUAUGGAACUAGAUACGACUGGAAUGAAAGAAUUCAGGGAUCACUUCUGGGAGCUUAUUUCUACGGCUACAUCCUCACCAACCUGCUUGCCGGAUUGACAGCUGAAUAUUUUGGCCCUUUAAAAGUAAUUUUGUUAGUCCAUGCAGUAGCUGCAGUAAUGAAUACCGUUAGCGUAUUUGCAGCUGGAUGGCAUUGGGGCGUCCUCUUCUUUUGUCGAUUAGUACUAGGAAUGGGCGGGGCACUGGUUUAUCCAUCGCUCCAAAUCUUAAUAGCUUUUUGGGCUCCUCCUCAAGAAAAAGGAAAAUUUGUAAGUGCUCUUAUGGGCAACGUUUUAGGAACCUGCGUAACUUGGCCAGUAGUGGGAUUGGUCACAACAUAUUUGGGAUGGCAUUGGGGAUUUUACGUAGUGAGUUUGGUAAAUGUACUUUUCUGUAUAGUGUUCUUCCUAGUGGUCACAGAUACUCCUGAAACUCACAGAUGGAUCAGCCCGGAAGAGGUUGCUUAUAUAAAAGAGUCUCAACAAGGCACAGUAGUCAAAAAGAAAGUGGUAGCUCCAUAUAAGGACAUCUUUAAAAAUUUUCCCUAUUGGAUGUUGAUGAUCUGCCAUUUUGGCAACGAAUGGGGUCUUUACUUGCAGCUGACUUUGAUUCCGAAGUUCAUAUCAGACGUCAUCGGUUUUGAUCUUAGCCAAGCUGGUGGACUCUCAGCGCUACCUCCACUAAUGCGAAUGACAUUUGGACUGGUGUUGGGGUAUAUCGCUGACGAGCUACUUAGGAGGGAGAUCUUUAGUAAAAGAGUAGUUAGGAAAUCCUAUACGGUUGUAUCUCACGUAAUACCUGGUAUAUUGCUGCUUAUCAUCAGCUUCAUCGGUUGUAGUUGGAUCCCAAUCAUAAUCUUGCUGACCCUAAGCUUGGGUUUUAAUGGCGCAUGUGUUCAAAAUACGUUAAUCAACCCACAAGAUCUGGCUCCCAACUUUUCUGGCACGAUCUACGCUAUAAACAGCUUCUUCGCUGGAAUGACAGGUUUCAUAGUGCCAACACUAAAUGGCGAAUUCACCAAAAAUGAAAGUGGAAUCACCCAAUGGUCGUAUACAUUUAUAAUAGGAGGCGCCGUCUACUGCGCUUCAGGAGUCAUUUGGAUCGUCUUUGGUUCUGUUGAAGAACAAGCUUUUAACCGAAAAGGACAACCUACUGCUACUACUACUACAGAAAAUACUACGUGAUAAAUAAUUGUAGUGUGUGUAAAAUAUAUUAUUUGUAAUAGUUAUUUAUGUACCAAGUCAGUAAAGAGUCUUUACUGACGUGGUGCAUACAAAAUUUUAUCGCCAAUCAUAAAAAUAUUAACACUUACUUAAUUACAUCCCAAUGAAAAAAGAGUGUGUGUACUUGUUACGCACGUAAGACGUUAUAUUUCUAUUAUUAUGAUUUCAACGAAAUAAAUAUAUUUUAAACAGUUUAAUCGUAUUUUUAUUUAAAUAUUAAACCAAUUUUCACACUUAAAAUAAAAUACCAAAAAUUAGAAAUACCGUUAAUAGUUACGUUAUGUUUAUUAAGUGUAGCCUACCGUAGCGCAGUUGCUUUUCCCUUGAUGAAUAGUAGAAAAUCUAAAUAAAUAUAUUUGCUACCGAAUUAUCAUUAAUAUCUGUCACCGACCUAUAUACAUAUAAUCAAAUUAACAAAAACACCAUUUCAUAAUAUACAAUUUGUAUUUGCAUUAAUACAAAACUUAAAAUAUUUAAGAAUUUUAUUAAUUUAGAGGAAAUAAAAAUUUCGUGUGACAGUAAUGACGAUGGUAGAAAGCUUUUGCAUGAUGGCCGAUUUCGAUGUUUAAUCGAUAGUUGUUAUCAAUAUUGAAUAAGUACCUAAUUACUAAAUCUGUAAAAUUUUGAUUUAUGUUUUAUGAAUAUAAUUGCAAAAUACUACAGAAUUUCAAUUUCUGACAUAAAUUUAAUUAACAAUAACGUAGAUUUUGAACAAUAUUUUUAAUAAUUAAAGUAAAUACAAUUAUUUAAGUUCACUGAAAUAAAUAAUCGAUUACUGCCAUCGACCACUUACAUUCAAUCUCAGUUUAUUUUGAUUAAUCGCGGCAGGUAAAGUAAAAUUCUUCUUUCAGUACAAUAAAAUGUUACUUUACUGCCGCAAAUGGCGUCAAAUGAGUACAGUAAUGAAUGACUUUAGUGACGGUUGGCGAUAAAAUAUUUUAUUAUACAAUAAAUUAUAUUAUUAUUUUU